This is a messenger RNA of Phytophthora sojae, 2598 nucleotides long. RefSeq lists its product as hypothetical. Bases 1 to 2598 code for a protein of 865 amino acids. The record is from RefSeq and is a predicted model, not a curated record. NCBI's taxonomy places the organism in Eukaryota, Oomycota, Peronosporomycetes, Peronosporales, Peronosporaceae. The transcript is spliced from 2 exons.
AUGCUGCUGCGUCCGCAUCUCAGCCGCUGGCUGCAGGCCACUGUGUAUCUGCGCGUGCACCGCUGGACGGACUGGGCGCUGCUGGCGGGCGCGCUGCUGCUCUACGGCCUCGCGACGCGGCUCAUGACGCUCCCCGUGGUGUUGGACAAGUGGGCCAACGCCUGGCAGCAGACGUGGUGGGUGGCGCUGCUCGGGCUGCUGCUGGGCGCCAUGGAGGAUCUGUGCGUGUGCGCUUUCAUGCUCGCGACGCUCUGGAGCUUCGACUACCUCACGCUCAAGUCCCCGGCCGAGCGGCACAGGCUGGCGCGUCGACGCAGAGAGAAGCAGAAGGCUCUGGCCGCCGAGAAGGCGGACGUGGAGCAGGGAGUGCAAGUCUACGAGGGCGAGACGGACACCCCCGCGUGGAUGGAGGCGGUGGUGCUCACCGAGCAGUUCGGCCGACUGGCAGUGUACACGCUCGUAUUUCUCGUUGCAACGGGCGGCCUGUGUCUGGACUCGGUCUUCCUGCGGGGCCGCAAGAUGCGCUUCUCGGCGGACUUUGUCGCCAUGUACUUCCGCGAGUGGGACGCCGCGGGGGAACUGGAGAUCGACACGGCCGAGUGGAUCGUGCUCUUCUGGACUGUGUUGUUCACUGUGCUGCUGUCUGUGUUCGUGGGGCUGCUGGGCGCGUGUUGGAUCAACCUGAUGGACUGGGACGUGCUGCGAUUCAGUGACUACGAGCGUCUGCAUGAUGAUAAAGAGGACGACGAUGAAUCCGACAGCUCUGACGACUCGGAUGAAAGCGACGACGACGAUGACGACGAUUGCUCGUGCGUGCGCAACGCUUCGUUUCGGCUGACACCGCGAGUUGUGCUCGUUCUUCUCGUCAUCGCGUUCUUCCUCACUACGUUCUCACUGGCCAAGAUGCUGCCGACUGUAGUGGGGCUGAUUGCGCUGAACCCAGUGCUCAGCGAGCCCUUGCGACUAGGUGCUGGGGUGCAGUUUGUAGCGGGAAGGGAUUCAAGCAGCAUCAGCACGAGGCCGUUCAGCGAGUUCAUUGAGCGGGAGACGGAGCUCUCCCAGAUCUUCGAUGAGAACUCGCUGUACCGUCGCACGUUGGCCUUCGACGGUCCGCUGGCCUUUGACAUUAAAGUUGGGCGAGAGGAGCGGCCUAAUGUGCUGCUGCUUGUGAUGGAGUCUUUCCGAAUGCAAGACUCGGCGUUCCUCCUGAACAGUGUGCUCGAAGGAGAGGUGGAGGCAGCUACUGCGUCAUUGCUCCCACCAAACGUGACGCUCACGCCAAACUUCGAUCGAUGGGCGUCGCGUGGUGUGGCGAUGCGGAACCUGUGGUCAACUUGGCGGACAAGUCGCUCUAUUGAAACCUUGCUUUUCGGUCAGAUGCCCUACGACAGUGUGACGGAGACGGGCACCACUUCAGGACGCCUGGAUACAAACCUCACCGGCCUGCCGCAGCUAUUCAAGGCCAAGGGCUACGACACCAUCUUCACCACGGGAACGCGCACGGACUACGACUACUGGGAUACGUUCUUGCCUGCGCAUGGCUUCGACACGGUGUUAGACCGAUGGGGGCUGGUGGACAUCGUCGAGAACGAGCUGAAGCUCGACAAUUGGUCCGAAGGCAACCACAUGCUCACGUACUGGGGCAUUCACGACGACCUGUCGUACACUGCGCUCUCACACAUUAUUCGUACCCGGCAAUUCGCCCAAAAUGUCGCCAAGCAGCAAGCAGAGCGCGAUGCGGCCGCUGCCAAGAUGAAGACACCGAGCAACGUGACGGAGAAACCGCUCCCAGUCACCACCGCGUCGACAAAUCCGUGGUUUGCAACACAUUACACCAUUUCAAGCCACGUGCCGUUCCAUGAGCGCCCAGACUGGUUCUUCCGCUAUGCGGCUGAGCACCGAGAAGAGAUGGACCAGUUUGAGCCGCUGUACAAGGGCCACGAACACGAAGAGCUGAUUCGUGACUACGUCCAGAUGAGGUAUUUCUCGGACAUGGUGUUCGGCCGAUUCAUGGAGCAGCUCGAGAGGGACAACGUGCUGAAGGACACCAUUGUGGUGGUGGUUGGAGACCACGGCCAAGCGCCAGAGCUCGGUAGUGCAACACCCGAGCAGGACCAGAUCGCGUCGUCUCGAGUCGCUGGAGCGAUUAUCGCGGAAGGCCGAAUCAAAACUCCCGUGGUGAUUGACGACGCGGCCUCGCAGUCCGACAUACUCAACACACUGGCCGACAUCGUGAGGUUACCCGUGGGGGGUCUGCUGCAGACCAGCAUCGGUCGCUCGCUGAAGCGUGUGCCGCCCAAGGGGGUCGGCAAGCGAGUGGCUUUCAGCAACAACCCGGCCACGAACCUUGCGGCGGUGGUGGGCAACAUCCGCCUGCACUUCUUCGCCGACGGAUCGGACGCAGUGCGCGCGUACCACACGCAGCGUGAUCCGCGACAAAAGCACGAUCUCAUGGGCGAGCUCUCGGACGAGCGUGUUAGCGAGUUGCUGCAGAUCUGCGCGGAUGGCCGCGCACUGAACGCGUACUUUAAGCAUCGGUGGGACCACAACUGCUUGCUGCAGCCGAUCUGCGGGCGCGCGCGGCAAAGUGAUGUAUAA